Carya illinoinensis is the source of this 1909-nucleotide messenger RNA. RefSeq names its product probable protein phosphatase 2C 75. The record is from RefSeq and is a predicted model, not a curated record. The transcript has 4 exons. Gene Ontology annotation, molecular function: cation binding; protein serine/threonine phosphatase activity. NCBI's taxonomy places the organism in Eukaryota, Viridiplantae, Streptophyta, Magnoliopsida, Fagales, Juglandaceae. The coding region runs from base 342 to 1586 and encodes 414 amino acids. Gene Ontology annotation, cellular component: nucleus; cytosol. Gene Ontology annotation, biological process: protein dephosphorylation.
GGAAAACCGGGUCGUCAUGAGAGACGAGACACAUGUCACGGUGAGAGAGAAUAAUGGUCGGUGAAGGGCAGCUUGGGCAGCUGCCCGUGGAGUUGGUUUGCCCUAAAGGCUUCCACGCAGAGAGAUAGGGAAGAACGCAGAACACGUUGCGUUUCUCACUCUGUUUCUAUUACGGUUCUCGAAGCGUAAGGAAGUUACAGAGAGGAAACAACACACUUCUCUCCGAUGUUUUUAUAUGUUCUACUGAUUGUUUAGAUCGAAGGAAAUGUUUACCGGCGGCCUGAUCAGUUUACCGCAGAUUGUGGUUGGUGGGGGUUUUCAAUGACGUAUGUCUCUGGAGGAUGCUGAGCGACGACGACGAUUCGCAGGAUCAAUGCCGGGAACGACGGCGCCGGAGGAUCGAGAUGAGGAGGCUGGCGGUGAUAUCUGCGGCGAACUCUCCACCGAUACCGUCAAACCAGAACCAGAGGGAGAACACUAGCCGGACGGAAUGCUCGGCGGAUUCAAAACGGAUUCGGAUGACCGAAAAAAUAGAUCAUCUCCCGGAGCCUUCAUAUUCUUCUUCCGGUGAUGAAGUUGAGGCUUCGUCCGCUCCGGAGAGUGAGGUUCCGCCGGUAAGCGAACCGGUUUUUGGAUCCAUGUCGGUUUCGGGGAGGUCGCGUGACAUGGAGGAUACGAUAUCUGUGCGGACGAGCCUUUGCCGGCCUGAGAUCAGCACACGACGACCAGUGCAUUUCUUCGCUGUGUUUGAUGGCCACGGAGGACCUCAUGUGGCGGCAUUGUGUAGGGAAAGGAUGCACAAAUUCGUAGAGGAGGAGCUGACGCGCUUGAGUAGGACGGGGGAGACAGAGAGUGGGAGUGGCAGCAGCUCCAGAAACGGGCAUGAAGAACGCCAGGGGCUACUUGAAGAGAGGUGGAGAACAGCGCUGCGAAAGAGCUUCGAGAGGAUGGAUGAGGUGGCAUUAAGCACGUGCACGUGUGGCAGAGUGGGGUACAAGUGCAGGUGCCACCCGGUGGAGUUGGCGCUGGGUGGGUCUACAGCCGUGGUGGCUCUUCUCUCGCCCGAACGUAUUGUCGUCGCCAAUUGCGGCGACUCACGCGCUGUCCUUUGCCGUGCAGGCACCGCAAUACCUCUCUCGCAGGAUCAUAAGCCUGAUAGAUUAGAUGAACUGGCAAGAAUUGAAGCUGCUGGCGGCCGAGUGAUCUUUGUGAAUGGAGCUCGGGUUGAAGGCAUUCUUGCAAUGUCCCGUGCAAUAGGUGAUAAAUAUCUCAAACCGUAUGUUACAUCAGAGCCUGAGAUAACCUUCACAAAAAGGGAACCGGAAGAUGAGUGCUUGAUCCUCGCAAGUGAUGGCUUGUGGGAUGUUCUGUCAAGUGAAUUGGCUUGUGAGGUAGCACGUGAAUGCCUUCGAGAAGGAACUGCUGCUGCAAUGGUUGAUUCCAGGCCUCAUAUUGAAGAUGAAGGAGCUGGAGCAUUGUAUCCAUCUCGAAGUGUACUUGCAGCCGCACUGUUGACUCGCCUUGCUUUAGGACGAAAAAGCUCCGAUAACAUCAGUGUCAUAGUUGUUGAUCUGACGAAGAGCUGAGGGGGAAGAUAAAACGGAGAAGAGUCGGGAGAAUUGUGUAUACCACCUCAAAUCAAACUUCCUGUUCUACUGCUGCUUGUCUUGCCUUGUACUAAAAAGCUCUGAUAAAGUCACUGCCAUGGUUAUUGCUCUGAGAAAUGGAUGUUAAGAGGGAAAAAGGUAACUUAAAUGUUGAUAUGAACGUUGUACAGGUUUCUUUAAAACACAAAGGAGAGAGGUGGGUAAGGGGGAGUGAAAAGCACGCACACUGCACAGAUAUGUGGCAUUGAAGAAUAUUUGUCUGAACAAGUAUGAAAGCAUUUAAUUGACUCUAAUUAGCAUCA